This is a messenger RNA of Rana temporaria (common frog), 2902 nucleotides long. RefSeq names its product Ral GEF with PH domain and SH3 binding motif 1 (gene RALGPS1). The transcript has 22 exons. Gene Ontology annotation, cellular component: plasma membrane. The record is from RefSeq and is a predicted model, not a curated record. Gene Ontology annotation, molecular function: guanyl-nucleotide exchange factor activity. Lineage: Eukaryota; Metazoa; Chordata; Amphibia; Anura; Ranidae. Gene Ontology annotation, biological process: positive regulation of GTPase activity; Ras protein signal transduction. Bases 277 to 2103 code for a protein of 608 amino acids.
CGCUCUGCGCUGCACCUGACGCUUCCUGAAGUCCGGGCUGUGUAAUGUGUGGGAUGUGCCAUGUUCAGCCUGGAGAAAUAAAUGUCUGCUGGAGCCAGGAGCCGGGGCCCCGGGGAGAAACUGCUUUGCCUUUAUUGACAUCAGACUCUAAAUGUCCCGCAGUGUGUGAGCAAUCUGUUCUGGAAUUGAAUACAACAUCAACAUGGGUCACCUGGGAUUGUCGCAGCCUGUCACCAGCUGAGGCUGAACUCACCUUGCAGCAUCCCGUGGAGGAGUAUGUAUAAGCGAAAUGGCCUCAUGGCCAAUGUGAAGGUCACCUCGGCCACUCCUGAGGGGAGUAGCAGUUCGGAUUCUCUAGAUGGGCACAGCUCCGACUAUGCCAACAAAAGCUAUGAUGCCGUGGUGUUUGAUGUUUUAAAAGUGACGCCUGAGGAGUUUGCUAGCCAGAUCACCCUGAUGGACGCACCAGUAUUUAAAGCUAUUCUGCCUGAGGAGCUUGGCAGCUGCGGAUGGAACAAAAAGGAGAAACACAGCCUUGCCCCAAACGUUGUGGCCUUCACGAGACGAUUCAACCAGGUCACUUUUUGGGUUGUGCGGGAAAUUCUAACAACACAGACUCUAAAGAUAAGAGCCGAGAUACUGAGCCAUUUCAUCAAGAUAGCCAAGAAACUUCUAGACCUGAACAACCUCCAUUCAUUGAUGGCAGUGGUGUCCGCAUUGCAGAGUGCUCCCAUUUUCCGGCUGUCCAAAACCUGGGCCCUUUUAAAUCGAAAGGACAAAACCACAUUUGAGAAGCUGGACUUCCUUCUUUCUAAAGAGGACAAUUACAAACGCACACGAGAGUACAUUCGAAAUUUAAAGAUGGUUCCAAUGAUUCCAUAUUUGGGAAUCUACCUGUUGGAUCUCAUCUACGUUGACUCUGCAUACCCUGCAUCUGGAAGCAUCAUGGAAAAUGAGCAGCGUUCCAAUCAGAUGAACAAUAUACUUAGAAUAAUUGCUGACUUGCAGGUCUCCUGUGGUUAUGACCAUCUUGUGACAUUACCCCAUGUUCAGAAGUAUCUGAAGUCCGUCCGGUACAUAGACGAGCUGCAAAAAUUUGUGGAAGAUGACAAUUACAAAUUAUCUUUGAGAAUUGAGCCAGGAAACAGCUCACCUCGUCUAGUCUCCUCAAAGGAAGAUAUUGCAGGUCCCUCCGAAAUGACAGCGACAAUGAGAUACAACAGGCGGCCAACAUGUCCAGAUGCUUCGAUGGCCACCAACAUGCCAACCCCACCGGUCUCCCGCCACAGGAAGAGCCGCAGCUUAGGAAACAACGUCAUGUGUCAGUUCAGUGUUGUCGAAAGCAAGAGUGCCACUUUUCCAUCUGAGAAACAACGCAGCCUUCUGGAUGACAGUGUCCUUGAGUCCCAGAGUCCUGUCCGGAACAGCAUACCAUUGGCAGCGUUCACCAAUGGGAUAUCGAUUGGCAGUAGUGAAAGUUCAGAAUUCAGUGAGGAUGUGUCUUCUGUUCUUGACAGGAGUCGUAUGUAUGCCACGCUGGGUCCCAACUGGAGGGUCCCAGUACGAAACUCACCCAGAAGUCGCAGCUGUGUGUACAGUUCCUCGCGUUCCGAACGAUCCAGUGCUUGGAUACAGACUGGAGUGGCUGGGGGUCGCCCUACAGGCGCAUGCAGUUGCAUUUUGGGAAGUUCAUCUGGAGUUAUCGCAAUGGAAGGACCACUUAGAAGAAAAACAUUACUCAAAGAAGGGAAGAAGCCAACACUAACCUCCUGGACACGUUACUGGGUGACCCUUACAGGGUCUACACUUCUGUAUUUCGGGGCCAAGUCUUUACGGGGAAAUGAAAGGAAAAAUUACAAGUCCACUCCCAAUAAGAAGAUGUCAAUCUUGGGCUGGAUGGUAGUAUUACCAGAUGAUCCAGAACAUCCAAAUAUUUUUCAGCUUAACAACCCGGAUAAAGGGAAUGUUUACAAGUUGCAGACGAGCUCUCGAUUCCAUGCGAUUUUGUGGCACAAACACUUGGAUGACGCGUGUAAGAGUGGAAGGCCGCCGGUGAGUGAGACGCAGCAGAUGGCACCCACUAAUCUCAUGUCUUUUGAGUGACCAUGACAGCCAUGACAGCCAGUUUCACAGCUUAAAGUGCCAAAAACCAGGGAGGACAUCAGACACUAGCGGGGGAAAAAAAAAACACUACAACGAUUCUUGUGCAUAAAACCAGAAACACUUUUCCACUGAAAGUCCCUGGAGUUCUGAGUGGCGUUUUGAAGGAAAAUGUUAUACUUCUGUGUAUGAGAACAAAAAAAUAAAAAAGUUUUGCAUUGCUGUGUUGAAUACACCAGUAGGAGACAAACACUGGUUAUCGGAAGACACAGAUGAACUUUAGAUGACGCCUUGCCGUCCUACUUUUUGCCUACUGGUUUUAUAAACAGUGAAUUUUUAAACUUGAGCUGCUUUGAGUGCCAGACAAUUCUAUAUUGACCCAUGUUGGGUUUAAACUCUUUUGGGAUUGGACAAAAAAAAAAAACAUUUACAGUGUUACUUACAAUAACAUGACAAAGACAUGGCAAACAACAGUUUUGUAACUUAAGUGCACUGAGUCACUUAGCGUUGUGGCCAUCUCCAACUUUUCUAUAUUAAAAAAAAAAAAAAAAAAAGGGAUAAAACAAGGACUUUGUAUAAAUUGUUAAUUAUUGUGUGUUUGUGGAUAUGCAUUUUGGCACAAUCUUAAUAUUUUAUGGUCUGAAAUGAGAAUUUUUCUUUUUAAAGUAAUUGUCCAGUAGCCUAAAAUGUAUUUUUUUUUUCCUUUUUUAUUUACUAUAUUAGUAUAACAUGUAGGGACAAGAAGUGCCCAAUGGAAGGAAUGGUGUAUUGUGCUUGUUAUUAAACAUUUUGUCCACCCAGA